AUGUCCAAUUCUCAUGACCUCGACCUCCUUAACGCAGCGCUCACUGCAGUAAUGGGCAACCAUAAAUUUGUUUCAGAAAAAGAAUUUCGCGAAAGGCAAUCCCGUAAUGAAUUAAUCGGCAUUUAUCAAAAAAUUGACUUGGACUCAUUUCAUCAAUCCAAUCUUGUUGGUGGGCCGCUUUCAGACGAAACUAGGCCAACUACUCAAACUAGACAAACUACUCAAAUUGGACAAACUACUCAACUUUUCAUCAAGACACUUACUGGACAAACUAUCGCUUUAAAGGUCGGACGAAAUUUCACAAUUUGUGAUGUAAAACGGUUGGUUCAAGACAAGGAAGGUAUUCCGCCAGACCAACAACGUUUAAUUUAUGCUGGUAUACAAUUGGAAGACGAAAGAACACUUUCAGACUACAAAGUUUCAAACCUAGCUACAUUACAUCUUGUUUUGCGUCUUUGUGGUGGCGAAUGUACAUUCGAUUACUUGGACUCCUCCUUAUUAGACCCAAAAUAUAAUUACGAUUUUACAAAUAUCGAUGAUAAUGGAAGACAGUAUACGCGUGGUGGGGUCCCGUAUCAACGACCAUGCGGAUGGAAACGCAUUGCCUUAAAUGUUACCGGGAAGUACGAUAAUGGGGAUGAUAAAUGGCUUGGCACUGAUGAAGAUGCUUGGCCAGUAUCAUACCAUGGUACUGCGAAGCAUAAUGCGAGAUCAAUUUCUGCGGACGGCUAUUUAUUAAGUAAAGGAAAACGUUUUGCUUUUGGACGUGGUAUUUAUUCGACGCCUGUUGUGAACGUAGCUAAACUGUAUGCGCCAGAAUUUAAGUUUGAGGGGGUGAAAUAUGUUAUGAUAUUUCAGAAUCGGGUGAACCCAGCAAAUUUAGUGAAGAUUGACAAACAUAAGUUUUGGGUUUCCAAGGAAGAUAGUGAUGUCAGACCAUAUGGAAUUUGUAUCAAAAGAAAAGAUUACUAG
Ambispora gerdemannii is the source of this 972-nucleotide messenger RNA. The record is from the annotation of a GenBank genome assembly. Lineage: Eukaryota; Fungi; Glomeromycota; Glomeromycetes; Archaeosporales; Ambisporaceae.